This is a messenger RNA of Eubalaena glacialis (North Atlantic right whale), 1533 nucleotides long. It is a transcript of the gene ADRA2C, whose product is annotated as adrenoceptor alpha 2C. The record is from RefSeq and is a predicted model, not a curated record. NCBI's taxonomy places the organism in Eukaryota, Metazoa, Chordata, Mammalia, Artiodactyla, Balaenidae. The transcript has a single exon. Gene Ontology annotation, molecular function: alpha2-adrenergic receptor activity. Gene Ontology annotation, cellular component: membrane. Gene Ontology annotation, biological process: platelet activation; regulation of smooth muscle contraction; regulation of vasoconstriction. The coding region runs from base 1 to 1383 and encodes 460 amino acids.
AUGGCGUCCCCGGCGCUGGCGGCGGCGCUGGCGGCGGCGGCGGGCCCCAACGUGAGCGGCGCCGGCGAGGGGGGCAGCGGCGGGGCCGCCAACGCCUCGGGGGCUGCCUGGGGGCCGCCCCCGGGCCAGUACUCGGCGGGCGCCGUGGCGGGGCUAGCGGCCGUGGUGGCCUUCCUCAUCGUCUUCACCGUGGUGGGCAACGUGCUGGUGGUGAUCGCUGUGCUGACCAGCCGCGCGCUGCGUGCGCCGCAGAACCUCUUCCUGGUGUCGCUGGCCUCGGCUGACAUCCUGGUGGCCACGCUGGUCAUGCCCUUCUCGCUGGCCAACGAGCUCAUGGCCUACUGGUACUUCGGGCAGGUGUGGUGCGGCGUGUACCUGGCGCUCGACGUGCUCUUCUGCACCUCGUCCAUUGUGCACCUGUGCGCCAUCAGCCUGGACCGCUACUGGUCCGUGACGCAGGCUGUCGAGUACAACCUGAAGCGCACGCCGCGCCGCAUCAAGGCCACCAUCGUGGCCGUGUGGCUCAUCUCGGCCGUCAUCUCCUUCCCGCCGCUCGUCUCGCUCUACCGCCAGCCCGACGGCGCCGCCUACCCGCAGUGUGGCCUCAAUGACGAGACCUGGUACAUCUUGUCCUCCUGCAUCGGCUCCUUCUUCGCGCCCUGCCUCAUCAUGGGCCUGGUCUACGCACGCAUCUACCGGGUGGCCAAGUUGCGCACGCGCACGCUUAGCGAGAAGCGCGAGCCCGCGGGCCCCGACGGCGCGUCCCCGACCACGGAGAACGGGCUUGGCGCGGGCGAGAACGGGCACUGCGCCACCCCGCGCCGCCCGCGCGCCGAUGUGGAGCCGGAGGACAGCAGCGUGGCGCCCGAGAGGCGGCGGCGCCGAGGCGCGCUGCGGCGGGGCGGGCGGCGGCGCGCGAGCGGCGAGGGGGCCUCGGACGGCGAGGGGUCGGAGCCCGGGACGGGGACGGCCACGGCCGAGCCGGGCGCAAUGGCCGCCGCGAGGUCCCCGGGCCCCAGCUGGCGCCUGUCGCGCGCCAGCUCGCGCUCCGUCGAGUUCUUCCUGUCGCGCCGGCGCCGGGCGCGCAGCAGCGUGUGCCGCCGCAAGGUGGCCCAGGCUCGCGAGAAGCGCUUCACCUUCGUGCUGGCGGUGGUCAUGGGCGUGUUUGUGCUCUGCUGGUUCCCCUUCUUCUUCAGCUACAGCCUGUACGGCAUCUGCCGCGAGGCCUGCCAGGUGCCCGGCCCGCUCUUCAAGUUCUUCUUCUGGAUCGGCUACUGCAACAGCUCGCUCAACCCGGUCAUCUACACCGUCUUCAAUCAGGACUUCCGGCGCUCUUUCAAGCACAUCCUCUUCCGACGGAGGAGAAAGGGCUUCAGGCAGUGACCCGCGCACCCUACCCGGCGCAGAGACCCUGGACAGCUCCCAGUGGAGGGGGUGGGCAGGCGUGGCCUCCCAGGAGAAAGUGGGAGCAACUUUCCCAGGGGACCCAGGGAUGGAUAGGCCUUCAAGGCGCAGGGGAGGGUGCUGCAGGGC